Entrophospora sp. SA101 is the source of this 210-nucleotide messenger RNA. The record is from the annotation of a GenBank genome assembly. NCBI's taxonomy places the organism in Eukaryota, Fungi, Glomeromycota, Glomeromycetes, Entrophosporales, Entrophosporaceae.
AUGGCACUUAUAAGAACUAGUUCUUCAAUUAAACCUUCCUUUAAAGCAAGAAAAUUUUCUUUAGCUGGUGACAAGAAAGCAACUUCAAAUCUUCAAGGAGAGCCUCAAAAGUUUCCUGAAGAAGGUUCUUCAUUUGGCUCAACAAUAGUGUUUUCUCAGAAUUUCUUAAAACAUUCUGCAAAAGAAAUAUUAAAAUUACCAAUUUCAUAA